Messenger RNA from Thyridium curvatum, 582 nucleotides. RefSeq lists its product as uncharacterized. The coding region runs from base 1 to 582 and encodes 193 amino acids. The transcript has 3 exons. NCBI's taxonomy places the organism in Eukaryota, Fungi, Ascomycota, Sordariomycetes, Thyridiales, Thyridiaceae. The record is from RefSeq and is a predicted model, not a curated record.
AUGGAGACGAUUCAGCUGGCGCAGAUGCUAGCUGACCUCAGCGACUUGAACGCAGCCGAGCCAGAGGCCGCGGCCGCCCUUGUCAACGUCAACAAGACGGUGACGCACCAGAGCGCAAACGGGACCACGACGACAACAACAUCAACUACUUCUAUGACCACGACGACGACGACAGCGCCCGUGAUGCCCAAGACGCACGAGAAUCGGCACCACCAGCGCGUAGCCUCCGCAUCCGCAGCCGUAAACCGCACCGCCUCUCCCGCCAAAUUCGACAACUUCGGGCGUAGACUGCUCAGUCCUCCCCUGACACGGACAAACUCGGCCCAGGGCUCUAUUCCAGGCACGCCCAGAAGGGGGGACUCAGAGCCUGAUAGCGAUGUCGAUCGAGCCUCGGCCUUCAUGGCACUGUACGAGAUCCGAGCGAAGCUGAAGCAGCAAGACAACACCAGCCUGAUGCGGGCGCGGGAGCAGGUCGCUGCCAUGGCGGCCAAGCAGCAACAGCAACAGCAGACGGCCAGCAUGGAACGGCGUGACCACAUGGACGCUCGACAUUCGCGAUACACCUUCCCGAGAGCCUCCUGA